Caenorhabditis sp. 36 PRJEB53466 is the source of this 3023-nucleotide messenger RNA. NCBI's taxonomy places the organism in Eukaryota, Metazoa, Nematoda, Chromadorea, Rhabditida, Rhabditidae. The record is from the annotation of a GenBank genome assembly.
AUGCCCCAACCAAAAGUAAUUGCAAUGUACUAUUUUGUCGCAACACAAUGCGAUAAGCUUUCUCUUCACAAAGGAGCGUACGUCUAUUUGAUCUAUGAAGGAGUGGAUACUUGGUGGAGAUGCCAAUACCCCAAUAACGGGACGAUUGGCUGGAUACCGUCCAACUCCGUGAUGGGACUUCCGCCGAGUGGAAUGCUUGGAGACGAGAACCAACCCGACAAGGAGCGUCCGCAGAUCACCAGGAAGGUUGAUCAAGUUUGCGAUGAGACAUUUCUCCAAUUCCAUCUCCAACUCUUCUGCUUGCUCCGUUCCUCCUCUUCUCUUUCUUUUAAUUUAACAUAAUUGUGAAUGUAUAAUGGAUACAAUGCAAUGAAUAGUCUAUCUCUAUCUCUGCGAGUAUGGAUUUUUGUGAUAAACCGGCAAAUCUAGUGAUACUUCUCCGUUAUUGCUUUUAUCGAUGUUUAGUGUUCUAUGCCGUUCUCUCCGUUCUUCUCUCUCUUUCUCUAUCCCUCUUUCUCUUCUCUCUUAGUAUCGAACUGCUCGUAUUUACAUAUUUACUUGCGAACGCGCUGUUUGUUUCUCGUUCGUUCGAACCACUUUUAGUACUCAACUGAGCCGUGCAUGUCCUCGUUUUCCUUUUCUGCGUUUGGGGGUUCUGCUAUUUGCACAGACUGCGUUCAGCCCAUCUCUGUCUCCCUCGCGCGCUUUUCUGCGUGCGCCUCUCAGUGUCGAUUUACGGGAUGAUUUUUUUUACUGAAAACGCUGUUUUCCCAAGUUAUGCACAGUUUUCCUUCAAAAAAUUUGUCUCACGUUUGUUCGUAUGAUCAAUAGCUACAAAAUGAUCGCAGAGUGCUCGUGUAAAAGUUAAAAUUCGAAAAAUUGUUUCGCUUUCAAAAUUUGGCUUGAAAAAAAAGAACUUUCGGAAUUGUUGAGAAAACGGUUGUCAUAAUCAAAAAACAGUUGCUUCUUCUGAGCUGAACGCUGGUUUAAGGUCACAUAUGUUUAUAAACGGAUUGAGCUUCGGUAGUCGUACCGGUGUCAUUUCGCUCUAUCGUUUAGUGUAUUCAAGAUUUCCAGAUAAUAUUAUCUUUAUUUCGUGCCUUCAUUCGUCAUUGGAGAGUCCUGCCACUCUCCGUCGUGAGGGGAACACAGAAUGAAUGUAUCUUGGGUUCCUGCGCGGAGAUAGUGCCGGGUCAGGACAGGGUCAAUCAUAUCUUGCCCGCCUACGGAUAAUAUCAGGAGGAAAUCGGAAGAUGACAGGCCAAAGUGCAGGCCUGUGACAUGUUAUUAAUUAUUCUGAUAAUCUCUGUUUCACCUCAUUUUCUUUAUUUUCGGAAAAAAAAUCCAGAAAUUUCAGACCUGCUUUUGUUUCCAACGACACUCCGUCUUAACGCGGCGCUAAAUUUAGCAUUAGCUAUAUACACAAGGACGUCGGGGUCAAUUGAUGUCCGUCCGCGGUCUCUCCCCAUCUCAGUCUCCUCAGUCUCUUGCGUGUUUUCUCGCUCUUUCUCUCAACACCCUUGCUGUGCGGAUGACCAAUCCAUUCAAUCUGUUUUUUCUUCUCACUGCAUUCUUCUAUUUCCUGCGAGUUGUCAAACGCACAGUUAAUUUUUCAGAUUUCGGAUAUCUUACGGGACUUUGCAAGAUGUCAGUGGAGUCGAAAUGUCCAUUCGAUUAUCUCCUGGUAAGCUUUUUGCGGUUUUUUGUGAAAUUUCACAUCUGAGCUUUCAGAUUUUGGACUUUGAAACGACUUCAGAUGGAACUAUGAACGACUAUCCGUUCGAAGUCAUUCAGUUCAGUGUGGUCGCAUUUGAUGUCAAAAAGAACAAGACCGUAAGUGAAGCAAUGUUAUAUGAGCAAAAUGUUCAUGAUUCCAGCGCGAUGAUCUCAACUUCAACGAGUACGUUAAACCGGUCAUCAAUCCCGUACUCAGUGAUCAUUGUGCCGCAUUCACCGGUUAGUUUCCACUAGUUUCAUCAAUAAAAAACGUGAUUCGUACAGGAAUAGAUCAGAAAACACUGGACAGUGCGGACAAUUUCAAAGACGUUUAUUAUCGCUUUGUGAAAUGGCUUUCGGACAACGGAAUCGAGGAGAGACGCUUCGCGAUCGUUUGCGACAGGUGAGACAGCUAAAGAUUAUUGCAGCUUAUACAAAGGACUUUGUAAUUUCAGCCGUCAGGAUAUGUGGCGCAUCGCUCAGUACCAACUCCGUCUCGAUGACAUCAUCAUGCCGUCGUUUUUCCGUCAGUACAUCAGCCUGUGGCGCGUCUUCGAAGCGGAGCAAGAGCGCAGAGGACGCAAGGAGCUGUUCGAGAAAGUGAGGCAACUUUCUCGUGCCCUAUCAUAAUCUUCCAACUAUUCCAGUCUUACAUCUCGAAAAUGAUCGAGUACUACGAGCUUGACAAGAUCGGAAAAGCUCACAACUCGAACGACGACUGCAAGACGAUGUGCCUGAUCGUCCAGAAGAUGCUCGAGACGGGGGCCACGCUCACCAUCAAUGAGAUGCUCAUUUGCAGCGCUGUGGUUAGUUUAAAAGCAGAUUUGCAACAGGCCUUGCCAAACAUGCACCAAAAUUUUCGAGUGGCUGAUCAGAUAGAUCGCAACUUUGACACCAAUUUUCAGCAACAAAUUUUUCCCAGCGGUUUUUGUGAUUUUUUGAUUUCCUCAAAAAAAUUUGCUCAAAGAGAAACACUCGGGCCGACCGGCGCUAGGCCGACCCGAAGUUUUACAAAUCUGUUUCGAAGCAAUACUUUUUUUCAGUGGCGCAAAAAACCGCUGGAGGUUCCUGAAGGCUGGAGAACGAAUUUCCAAGACGCCACGAAAGUGUUUGAGCGCAUCAUGCCGCUGGUGGUGAAAGUGGUCCGUCCGGGAGAGUACAGACCGGAGGAGUACGGAAUCUGCAAGUACUGCAAGUCGAAAGCGAGCGUGUGCGGAAAGACUCACAGACAGUACCCGGCGUACAUCUACUACAGAGAGAGUCAGCCUGUGCAGUAUGCGAUUCACGCCAGGUGGAUCAAGAAUUAA